UCCCAACAGAAGACGGAUAAACAUUUACCAGUGUUGCAACCAGCCUGGCGUAUCUGGGUCUUGGAAUAAUUAAACCAGCAAAAAGGGGCCCUGGUCACUGCUGGAGGAGGACACAAUUCACUAAAAGCCACAGGGUUAGAAUUUAACUUCUGUGACAUGAUCCCCACUUCUUAGAAUCUACACAUAGAAAACAUACCUCUCAUCUGACAGACUUGACAAGGGCUCUCAGAGCAGGCAGGUUUCAAGGGCAAAUGGCUGGUUUCCUCUCAGACCUGGUUCAAUACCGGAAGCUAUUGCUAAUGAUUAUGGUGCUAGGGAUUGGGGGAACCCACUUGUCUGGUUUUCAAAUGUGUGUCAUCAAUUACACAUCUCCGUACAUCCAGAAGUUUAUCAAUGAAACUUGGCUGGAGCGAUAUGGGUCUGUGCUGCAACAGGAGACACUCACAUUAUUGUGGUCCUUCAUCGUGUCUAUGUAUUGUGUAGGUGGAACAAUAGGCUGUCUGUGCAGUGGGUUCCUAACAGCAAAAUAUGGAAAGAAGAAAUGUCUGCUGUUCAAUGACGUGGUCCUCAUAAUAGCCACACUGAAUACUGGCUUCAGUAGGAGAGCCAAAUCUUUUGAGAUGAUCCUGAUUGGGCGCUUCCUUGAGGGCUUCGGUGCUGGAAUACACUUGAGUGCCCACAUUCAAUAUGCUGGAGAGAUCUCACCGAAGAGGUUGCGUGGCUUUGUAAAUGUGAGCUCCUCUGUGUUUCUUGCAUUAGGAAAAGCUGUCGCAAGAAUUCUUGGAUUAAGAGAUCUUUUAGGAACAGAAGAUAUGUGGAAUGUGCUAUUGUCCUUCUCUGGGUUAGUGGCAUUGAUUCAACUGGUCUUUUUGCCAUUCUUUCCUGAGUCCCCUCCCUAUCUCUUGCUGCAAAAAGGAGACAAACCCGGUUGCUUGAAAGCCAUGAAGCAACUCUGGGGAGAAGGGAAUUAUCUCAUUGAAUUUGAUGACAUGAUGAAGGAAAAGGCUAUAACAAAAGGCACCAAAAUCAUGAAUGUCCUAGAGAUGCUGAAAGAACCAUCUGUGUAUCCGCAGUUGGGCACCAUGCUCCUCAUUUUACUGAGUCUGCAGCUCUGUGGCUUGAGUGCAAUCACAUUCUACACCUCAGAAAUUUUUCAGACAGCUAACCUGAAGGAAAGCAUAAUCCCAUAUGUAUCUCUAGGAGUUGCAGUUUCCGAGCUCAUCUCUCUCAUCUUCUGUAGCUCCAUUAUUGAUCGCUGUGGACGCCGGAUACUCCUGUGGGGUGGUUAUUUGCUGAUGGCACUGAUACUCACGCUGCUUGAAAUAAGUCUUCUACUGAGCGAUCAGUUCCUCUGGAUGCGGUACUGCAGUGUUAUUCUUAUCUUUUUAUUCAUCAUUGCCUAUGGGUUAGGACCAGCUGGAGCCAUCACAUCUGUCACGAAUGAAAUCUUCACCCUUUCGACAAGGUCCUCUGCUUUUGUAAUCGGUGGAAUCAUCAUCUGGCUUGGCCUCACUUUCACAGGAAUGAUUUUCCCCUUUGCUGUUAUGUUCCUUGGUCCUUUUUGCUUCCUCAUCUUUAUUGCUGUCCUGGUCAUUUCAGCGGCUCUCAUCUACCUAUUCCUCCCAGAAACAAAAGGGAAAUCAGCCUCUGAAAUCACAGAGGAAUUCAAAACAUGCCAGGUUAAGAAGAAACAUCAUCAGAUUGUGGAGAAGAAUGCUACUGAAGAGAAGACAUUCUGCACCAAGCUCGUACAGUACCAGGGGUUCUUUCAGAUGGUCACCAUCCUCGGGAUUGGGGGGACAUUCCAAAUUGGCUUUCAAAUUUCUACAAUCACCUAUGUGUCUCAGCAUGUUAAGGCUUUCAUUAAUGAAACUUGGCUGGAGCGAUAUGGCUACCCCAUCCAUCAAGAUAACCUCUUGUUCCUGUGGUCUAUCACCGUGUCCAUCUAUGGUAUAGGAGGUCUCUUGGGUUCUUCAGGAACUAGAUACCUGACGGUCAAAUACGGCAAAAAGAAAUGUCUCCUGUGCACCAAUGUACUCAUGAUAACAUCAGCAUCUAUCAUGGGCUGCAGUAAAAUAGCCCAGUCCUUUGAGAUGAUUCUGAUUGGACGCUUCCUGUGUGGAGUAAGUGCAGGUCUUUGUGCUCCUCUACAUCAUCAAUAUGUUGGAGAAAUUUCCCCUAAGAAGCUACGUGGAUUUGCAAACUCUACUUCCUCUUUCUUUUGGUCUCUGGGAAAAGCCAUAGGGCAGAUUUCAGGACAAAGGGAGCUACUAGGCAGCCAGUACCUAUGGCCCUUGCUGAUGGCCUCCUGUGGAUUUCCAGCACUGGUCCAGCUGGUCACUCUGCCUUUCUUCCCUGAGUCCCCAGCAUAUCUCCUCAUGCAUAAAGGAGACCAGGAAGGCUGCAAAAAAGCCAUAAGGCAGCUUUGGGGUGAAGGCCAUCACCAAGCAGAGAUUGAUGACUUCAUGAAAGAGAAGGCAACAAUGAAAAACACCAAGAUCUUGAGUGUCCUGGAGCUAAUGAGAGAACCAGCUUUCCGUUGGCAGCUGUACAUGAUAGUUGUUCUGACCGCCACAGUUCAGCUAUGUGGCAUCAAUGCAAUUUAUUUUUAUACUUUUGAAGUCCUCCAGGCAGCUGGCUUUGAUGAAAGAAUGAUCUCCUAUAUGACCCUCUCUGUUGGACUCUCUGAACUCGUAGCUACUGCAGUCUGUAGCUCCAUCAUUGAGCGACUGGGCAGGAAAGUGCUCCUAAGAGGAGGUUAUUUUAUCAUGGGCUCAUUGCUAGCUGCUAUCACUGUGACUCUCUCACUACAGGACUGGUAUUUCUGGAUGCCAUACUGCAGCCUUUGUCUGAUUAUCUUGUUCGCAAUUGUCUUUGGAGUUGGGCCAGCUGGUGCCACAGUUUCUGUUAGGGUUGAAAUUUCCAAGUUCUCAUGCAGACCAUCUGCCUUUGUGAUCGGCGCCACUCUCAACUGGUUGGGCGUCUUUGUGAUCGGAACGACCUUCCCCUUCAUUGUGAAUAUUUGUCAAAGGUCAAAAUGCAAAGAGCUCCUUGUCCAAUUCAAAGUACUUUGGUACCCAAAUACGAACACUGUGCAAAGAAAGUGCAAAAGAAAAGACAUGCUGAUAUUGCUCUCUUUCUUACUUUGCUUUUCCCUGCAGGAAAAACUCAAGCACUUCUGCUUCCUCAUCUUUAUGGUAGUAAUUUUCACUUCAGGGACAAUUAUUCACCUGUUCCUUCCAGAAACAAAAGGGAAAUCAAUCGUGGAAAUCACAGAAGAAUUCAAUAAGUUAAACUUUAGAAAGAAGUAUAUUCCAACAACUCCGAACCAUGUCACAGAGGACUACACCUUCUGCACCAGGCUCUGACCAGCUGUUAUAGGCAGUCAGGCUAUCUUAAAAGGAAGGGAAAAAACAGAUAAUUGUUUUCUGACUAGAA
Pezoporus occidentalis (night parrot) is the source of this 3438-nucleotide messenger RNA. RefSeq lists its product as uncharacterized. Lineage: Eukaryota; Metazoa; Chordata; Aves; Psittaciformes; Psittacidae. Gene Ontology annotation, biological process: monosaccharide transmembrane transport. The coding region runs from base 252 to 3368 and encodes 1038 amino acids. Gene Ontology annotation, cellular component: plasma membrane. The record is from RefSeq and is a predicted model, not a curated record. The transcript is spliced from 23 exons. Gene Ontology annotation, molecular function: hexose transmembrane transporter activity.